UUUCUAAUAGAAGUGAUGUUGAAUCAUUAGAAACUCAAGUUCAAGCCCGAGGAUAUGUGAAUAUGCAUCCUCAUACUAAUCUUUAUACUCUUUUCAGUAAUAAUCCUGAUCAAAAUAUUAUUCAUGUACUUGUAGAACAAUUACCAGGAUCAGAAACACAAAUUAUUUAG
Racocetra persica is the source of this 170-nucleotide messenger RNA. The record is from the annotation of a GenBank genome assembly. Lineage: Eukaryota; Fungi; Glomeromycota; Glomeromycetes; Diversisporales; Gigasporaceae.